ACAAACCCACGUGUGUGGUGUGCUGUGUGUUAAUAUUAAGAUGUCUCCUUAGUCAGCUUGUUAGUGACAUUUGCUACAUAUUUUCAACUGCAUAAUGAAAUAGAAUCAACGAAAAUGCAGGUUUCAAAUCCAAAUAACAUAAACAUCUACAAUCUAAGCGCUGGUAAAUCACUUCCUGAGUGGCUUUCUGACAGGAAGAGGAGAGCUUUACUCAAACAAGAUGUUGACAUUCGACGGAGGAUAGAGCUGCUCCAGGAUUUUGAGAUGCCAACUGUUAGUCAUGGGGUACAAGUCACUUCAGAUGGACAGUAUAUAUGUACAACAGGAACCUACAAGCCAAGGUUUAGAUGUUAUGAUGUCUCUCAGAUGUCUCUCAAGUUUGAACGUGGACUGGACUCUGAUGUUGUUAAGUUCUUAUUAUUGGAUAAAGACUAUUCAAAAGUCAUCUUCCUACAAUGCGACAGAUAUAUAGAAUUCCAUUCCCAGGAUGGACGAUACUACAGACUGCGUAUACCCAAGUAUGGCCGGGACCUUGCCUACCAUAACGCUACCUGUGACUUGUACAUUGGAGGAGUUAGUUCCGAAAUCUACAGACUGAAUCUGGAGCAGGGCAGGUUCCUUAAUCCACUUGUGGUUGAUGCUGAAGAAGUCAACUGCUGUCGUUUUAAUCCCUCAAACUACCUUUUGGCUUGCGGGACAAGCAUGGGUACAGUGGAGUGCUUUGAUCCACGUGUCAGAACUCGAGUGGGCGUGCUGGACGUAGCCCUCAGUAAACAUGUUGAUGAUUUGGAAACCUUAGAAAUCCCAGCUGUGACAGCACUGAAAUUCCGUGAUGGCUUGAACAUGGCUGUAGGAACAAGUACCGGUCAUGUAUUACUGUAUGACAUGAGAUCUGACAAACCACUGCUAGUUAAGGACCACCAGUAUGAGCUGCCAAUCAAGUCCAUCGAGUUCCAGGAAUCCAUGGAUAUUGUGCUGUCUAUGGAUACCAAGAUUUUGAAGCUGUGGAAUCGAGAAACUGGGAAAGCUUUCACAUCUAUUGAGCCUGGUACCAACUUGAAUGAUCUAUGUUUGUUACCCGAGUCUGGCAUGAUCUUCAUGGCUAAUGAGGCACCAAAGAUCCUAAGCUACUAUAUCCCAUCUCUAGGGACUGCACCAAAAUGGUGUUCAUUUCUGGACAAUAUGACUGAAGAGUUGGAAGAGAACACCGCUGACAUGGUGUAUGAUGAUUACAAGUUUAUCACAAGGAAGGAGCUGGAAGACUUGGGUCUGGUUCACCUCAUAGGUUCCACCAUGCUGAGGGCUUACAUGCAUGGCUUCUUCAUCGACAUCAGGCUUUACCACAGGGCAAAAUCCAUGGCAGAACCAUUUGCAUAUGAGGAAUAUCGAAAGAAAAAGAUUCGUGAAAAAUUGGAAGAAGAUCGGGCAAACAGAGUACGCUCCAAGAAACUUCCAAAGGUCAAUAGAGAUCUUGCAGAAAAACUAAUAACAGCUAAAGAAGAGAUGGCAACCACUUCAGCCAAGAAAAGACGGGCAAAAGAAGCUGUCAGUCUUUUGGAGGAUAACCGUUUCAGCGAGAUGUUUACAAAGUCGGACUUCCAGAUUGAUACCUCUACAGAGGAGUAUCGACUCCUGAACCCUGUCAUCUCUAAGCUGGACAAGGCAGUGAAGCGUAAACAGCAGAGUCAGCUUGCUAAUCAGUAUGAGGAGGUGGAGGAGGAGGAGAUUGAGGGACGUGCAAGCGAGGAUGAUAGUAGCUCUGACGACGAACAUGUGUGGACAGAUGAUCACAAGCGUGACUACCACCAGGCAAAACGUCUUCAGUAUGAGCAGGAUCGCCAGGACAGAUUGGAGAAUAAGGAACUGAGCCAGCCAAAGUUCUACCAGCUUAAAGAAGGACAAGACGCUAACAAAAAACAGGAUAAGCAAAAGAGAAAGGAACUCCGGAAAAGCCUUGCAGAAAGGUUAGAAAGUUCACAUGACAAGUCGAUCAUCAAGGAAUCAGGAACCAGAGGCAAUAAAGAAAUGACCUUCAGAUGGAAAAAGAGUGAACGUGAGAGUAGACGACAGAAGGCAAACAAAGAGCAUUACGAGGAAAGAAAGAAGUUACGGCGUACAGCAGGCGAAAUAAGCAAAGGGUUCAAGGACAAACCAAAGUAUUGGAUGGGAAAGAAAGUGACAUGAUGACAUUGAUAUUAAUGGAAAUACUCUUCAGUAGAUAUAUUGCAUUAUAUUUAGAGGCAGCAUGUUUAAACACUGAGUUGUAAUAAAUCACAAAUACAUCGAUUGGAAACCUAACUGACAGGCAUGCACCUCGAAAGCUUGAUGGUUGCGUCUUCACCCUGAAAGAAGUCAUCAUACAUGUGUAUAUAUAAUAUGAGAAGUAUUUUCCGAAGUUGUGUCUUGUUGUAUGGUGUAAUAAAUGACUGAAAAUCAUGUUAUUUAAGCCAGCCUUUAGAGAUGGUAUACUGUAUGUUAUUAUAAACAUGUUCAAAAUGUUGCCAUCAUCAAUGGAGAAUAGAAAACAAUCUUAAGUCGCACAUAUUCAGGGCUAAAAUCAGAUGCAACUUAUUCUACUUUGUUAGGGAUCCAGCUCAUAAAGUUGAGAGCAAACCCCAAGUAAAGAAAAGUGACUCCAAUGAUUUUCAAUAAGCACAAUAUUUUCCUAGAGCAUAUGGAUUUUAAUUUUGCUCAGUAAGGAAUUGUGUAAAGGUUCCUAUUAGAAGACUUAUGCCUUUAAAAUGGCCUUACUGUGGCAGGACAGUUACCCAUUCCAGCCCUUGGUAUUAUUUUCUCACCUGCCUGAAGUCUGUCAAUAUUUCCCUUUAAACAACUUCUCAAUAACCAUGAGACACGGAGAUUGGUUUGUUCAAAUGACUGACCUUGACCUACAAUGUACAAACAACUUAUCCUGGAUACCCAAAGGGACCAGGGAGUUGAUCUUUAGUCUGUAGCAUACUGGGAUGAAGGGCUACCUAGUCUGUUCAAAUGAAUGAUCUUCACCUGCAUUCAAGGUCACAUGGGUCAAAAAGGCAAACAUUUUUAAACACCUUCUUCUCGAAAACCAAGAAAUCUAUGCUGUUGAUAUUGGGUUUGCCGCAUGCUAGGGUGAAGGGCUUCCAAUUUUGUUCAAAUGAAUGACGUUGACUAGCAUUCAAGGUCAUGGGGUCUAAUAGGCUAAACUCUUUAAAAGACUUCUUCCCAAUUAUGAAGAAUCCUUGGAACAUGCUAUUUGACCUGCAGCAUGCUUGAAUGAAAGACCUUGACCUACAUUUAAGAUCUACAUUUAAGUUCACAGGAGUCAAAUAAGCUCAAAUCUUUAAACAAUAAUUUCUCAAUAACCAAGAGACUCCGAGACGUGAUAUUGGGCCAAUAGUACGCUGGAAUGAAAGACUAGAAAAAUUUAAUUGACAUAAAUAAAUUUUAGCCUCCUCAGAUAACAAAGUGGUAAUCACUAUAGUAGCGGCAAAAAAUAUACAAGAUCAACUUCAAAGUUGCUUUUGAACCAGGUGAGCGAUACAGGCCCAUUGUUUCUACAGGAUAUUUAUUUUAGUGAAAGUACCAAAUAUUGGAUUCUAUGUUAUCAGUGCAAAAUGUUUAGUUCUGUGACAAUAACAGAGAGUGGUAUUAGGUUUUUAUAAAAAGUUUAAAUUUACAUUGUCUCUCAUGCAGUUUACUUUUUUAUACCAAGGUAUGGCUGGAGUUUGAGGAAUUGGAUAGUUUCCAAGGCUUCAACUUGUCAUCAUAUUUAGUUGUUAUCCAGUAUCUGUAUUUGAAUGAAGCACCAAUAAAAUCAUAACAAAAAGUGUU
Pecten maximus is the source of this 3810-nucleotide messenger RNA. RefSeq names its product nucleolar protein 10-like. The record is from RefSeq and is a predicted model, not a curated record. Gene Ontology annotation, cellular component: nucleolus; nucleus; small-subunit processome. The transcript is spliced from 19 exons. Gene Ontology annotation, biological process: maturation of SSU-rRNA from tricistronic rRNA transcript (SSU-rRNA, 5.8S rRNA, LSU-rRNA). Lineage: Eukaryota; Metazoa; Mollusca; Bivalvia; Pectinida; Pectinidae. Gene Ontology annotation, molecular function: protein binding. Bases 115 to 2184 code for a protein of 689 amino acids.